Molecule: messenger RNA, 431 nt
Organism: Vanrija pseudolonga
Lineage: Eukaryota; Fungi; Basidiomycota; Tremellomycetes; Trichosporonales; Trichosporonaceae
Gene: SDH8
Product: Succinate dehydrogenase assembly factor 4, mitochondrial
Exons: 2
Coding region: 10-354 (114 amino acids)
Biological process (GO): mitochondrial respiratory chain complex II assembly
Cellular component (GO): mitochondrion
Source: RefSeq, a predicted model, not a curated record
ACACCAACAAUGCUGUCCCUCCGCCUCCCCCGCCUCACGCGCGCACUCUCCACCGCCGCGCCCCUCCGCACAUCGUUCAAGUCGGGCCCCCGCCCGCCCGCGCUCCCAGCAGCCGAGCAGGCCGAGUUCGACCGGCUCGUCAAGGCUGCCGAGGCGGGCCAGUCUGGCACGGUGUCUACCAGCGUCGAGGAGCUCGAGGCGGCCACGACGCACCCCGAUGCGCGCAAGGGCCCCAAGCCCGAGUUUGAGGGCGACACGAACCCCAAGACGGGCGAGAUUGGGGGGCCGAAGCAGGACCCGUUUAUUGCUGGUAAUGCCGACUGGCAGUUUGGCGGACGGGUGACGGACUUCUAGGCGCGCGACAAGACGUAUGAGGCUCGGGGAGCUCUGGGACGUUCGGCUCUGCUUUCGCCAGUCACCAACUAACCCCG